GAUAUAUUUCCCCUCAGAAGGGCACUUAAGGGGAACGCCACAUUAACAGUAGGUCCGGGUGAAGAGAAAAUUGCGUUGUUUUUCAUUACUCUGUUCGCAAAGUGUAUUUAAUCGGCCACAGCAAGACUAUAAGACACAACUUCGCAACUUCAUCUAAAAUUUCUUCUUCAAGAAUUUUGAACGUCCAAGAAAAUUUGGCAUGGAGGAUCUCUUUCGAUUGGAAUUCACCCAGACAUAAGUUCGGUGAGAGACAAAGUUUUAGUUACAGUGAAACUCCAGUAAGUAGACAGUCAGUUUUACUCACUUUAAACAUCGGAUAAAGUGAUUCUUUUCUCUUUAAUAGAGAUAAUGCCGAGUCUUUAAUAAAUUAGUCAUGACAAAAAUGUCGACGAGUCCGCUAUAUAGAUUAUUAUAAGACUAGCUAACAUUACGUUUAAAGUUAAGUUCAAGUUUAAUUUAUUGACUGUAAACGGCUUCAAAAACACUGCAAUAAAUUAAUAGUUAAAGAAGAAGGCUUUCAUCUGUGUACACAUAUCCUUAAAAGUACAAUUCUAGUUGUGUUAUUAAUGUCCCACCCACAAUACUGCUCUUGAGAAAUUUUACGUUUCUCUACUCUCAGAUACAAUUUACGCCCAUACACGUCCUCGUAUUGAUAAUAUACAACAAUAAAUGCUACAACCACAUAUCCGCCUGGUCAAUAAAGUUUUAUUGUAAAGCACAGCUAUGACAGCUGUAUGAAAAAAAACCCGUUUCUCAAACGGAAGGCUGCAUCUUCCAGAGGUCGCAUUUGCAGUCUGCACGCGUCAUUAAACCAGCCUUGAAGCAGAUGUUCAAUAUCAGGCAGGGCCUCUUAUAGCAGUGUAUGUGGAGAACAACAUUGUCAUUGUGCUCCUCUGCACAAUCAUAAAACAUUUCUAGUCUGCACUACAUCAUGAGAUUGAUAAUCUGACUGGAGGGCCUCAAUCCACUUCACAUCACUCUUGAUAACUUCACCAAAAGAGUGCUAAGGAUCCACAAAAUUGUCCUAGAUUUGUUUCAUUGGGCACCUACAGUAAUAAUUAACACUGAAUAUACUGGCUAAGGAUGUGUUCGGAAGUGAAUAUAAUUCUCUGCAGUUGGAACAAACUCAACGUUCACAGGGAGAGACCAUAUUUAAAGAUUUUGUUUACUGGACUGUGCCUUGGAAUUACAGGAUUUCUGGUUUUAUGGACUUAUGUGGGAAGUAAAGAAGAGAAACCUUUAACCAGCUUUUUGUCACAACACUUUGCAAAACUUUACAACUCCAGAAAUUCCUCCACCUCUCCUGCAGAUGUUCAGCUAGAUUUCAAUUCAGAAGACUCAGAGUCAAAUUCAAGUUCAUUUUACUCUGAAUUUGGAAUCAGUUCACAAAGUUACUUCAGUUUACAGCAAACUCUUUACUGGGCUGGACCAGACACAACAAUCACAAAUGUGUCUCUGAGUACAAGUCCAGAUCACUCCACUUUCAUCAUUCAGAACCUGAAAGACAGCUACCAUAUAGGGGAGGAGCUUUUUGUUACUAUCCAUGCCAGAGACUUUAACAAUAAACCUAAACGUUAUGGAGGGGAUUUCUUUCAAGCAAAGCUUUUCUCACAGCCCCAAAAGGCCAGUGUGUUUGGGGAGGUGGUGGAUUUGCUCGACGGCUCCUACUCUGUGCAUUUUCUUCUGCCGUGGGUUGGAGAGGCACAGGUGGCUGUGCGUCUGAUCCACUCCAGUGAAGCUGUGCAGGUCCUCAAGCAUCACAGAGACACUGACUCUGACAGAGUUUUCUUUAAUGGAUAUUUUGAAGGACCGGGACCAAAUGGGACAAGGUUGAAAGAAACAGUGAAGUGUAAUGUGAAGUGGGACGAGAAUGGACUGGAGAGGAUGGGGACUGGAGAUUGCUGUUGUGACUACAAAGAUUCUCGCACUGGAGAAGAAUGGAGCUGUCAGAGACCCAAAUCACUGCCAUGCAGCGCUCGCGUGUAUCACUCUAUGGGCGGGUAUAACAACCGUGUGACUGUCAAUGAAGCAAUGUUUAUGAGUCAAACUGACAAAGGCAUCAAUGGACAAACAACACCAAUCAAGAUUCUUCCUUCCAAAGGAUCAGUGGGAAUUGAUGUGACACAGAAAUGUCAUCCUGGUUUGCACACACCAGUUCCAGCUGGGUUUUACCUGAAUGAUGUUUGGACAUCCUUUGUGUGUAGCACCCGUCAGUUUACUACCCAAACAACAACACAGUGCCUGAAAGACAAACACAUCUACAUGAUGGGAGACUCUACCAUGAGACAAUGGUUUGAGUUCUUGCUGAAAGCAGUACCAACCUUGAAGCAGAUGAACCUGCAUGUUGAAUAUCAGGCAGGUCCUCUUCUAGCAGUGGAUGUGGAGAACAACAUUACAUUACACUGGAGGGCUCACGGUCUUCCUCUACGCUGUCUGAAAACUGAAGUUUCUAAUCUGCACUACGUCAGUAAUGAGAUUGAUGAUCUGACUGGAGGAUCUCACACAGUUAUUGUUUUUAAUCUGGGACCACACUUCACAACAUAUCCUCUGGAUUUCUUCACCCACAGAGUGUUGAGGAUCCGCAAAGCUGUGCUAGAUUUGUUACAGCGGGCACCAGACACUACCAUCAUAAUCAAGACCGUAAACACCGGCUAUAAGGAUGUGUUCGGCAGUGACUGGUAUUCUCUGCAGUUGGACAGAAUCCUACGGUGGGCUUUUCAGGAUGUUGGUGUUUAUAUUUUGGAUGUUUGGCAAAUGACAGCCUGUCACUACAACAAAGAGGACAUUCAUCCAGGUCCUGUCAUUAUCAAAAAUGAGAUGGACAUUUCCCUUUCUUUUAUUUGCCCUGAAUGAUUUUGUCAUAUCAAGAGGUAAAAGCAACAGUCAUGCUGGGUUCAGAUUUUCCUUCUGCCCCCCCA
Messenger RNA from Misgurnus anguillicaudatus (oriental weatherfish), 2918 nucleotides. NCBI's taxonomy places the organism in Eukaryota, Metazoa, Chordata, Actinopteri, Cypriniformes, Cobitidae. The record is from RefSeq and is a predicted model, not a curated record.